AUGGAAAUUCCUUUAUUCGACGAUGGCCCAGCAGAUGCAUCGAUCACCUGGGGCCAGACUGCAGAGACCAUCACAAUGUCGGUGACUCUGCCGCCGUCAUCAAGGCCGCGCGUGAGUUUCAAACCGCGGCGCUUGGUCAUUGCUACGACAUUGGCAGCUGCCGACAGCGAGGCCGCAGCCGCCGAGGAGGAAAUGCUUCUGGACUGCGAGCUUUCUGGCGAGGAUUGCCAAGAAGUCUUUCAGGUGUGCAGGGCACAAGUACCUCCCAACAGCGGUGUUGCCAGCGAUCGGCCCGCAGUCAGCAGCAGUGGGGGCAAGUCAGGUGAGAUGCCGAGCUCCCUGCUAUGUGGUGGCCGUCAGCAGUGCCCGGUGGGAAGCAAGGACCUCCAAGAGAGGCUGCACGGCCAGAUCUGCAGAGAUGUUCAGAUGGGACUGUCAGAUUCUGGCCACGUUUUUCCAUUGCAGGAGACGCCAUGGUCCAAGAUGCUGGGCUCCGGACAGGCGCGAUCUUGGGUCCUGGUCGUGGUGGGUGUGCUCAUCUUGCUCAGGCUUCGCUUGAUUCUGCUGGCUGCAGCUUUGCCACUGGUGGCAUACUGGCUGGAGGUGAGCUCGCCAAAGGCUGAGGAGGAAGCUGCUGAAGAGGACGCCGAGCUCGACGAGUCGGAUGAGCAGUUAGAACAGGAAGACGAGAACAAGGAGGAUGCCGCAGAAAUCUAUGACCACGAUUUCUGGGCAGAAAAAGUGCAGUCCGACAGCAGAGACUUGGGCUUCUCCUGGGAAGGUCGAGACGAGUUGGACGACCUGCUGGACCGGGACCUGGACUCCCACCGCAAAGGCUCUCAUGAAGUCAAAGAGCACAAAGAGAUGCUGGACUUCGACUUCGGUUUAGGCGGAGACGCGAAGGACAGGGACAAGGGCUUCGGCGACUUUGGUCUAGGCUUUGAGAAGGAUUUCGGUUUGGACCGAGAGCCAGACUUUGACUUUGGCCCCAGCCUGGGCAACGGACAUAAGGGAAAAGGCAAAGACAGAGAUGGAAAGGAUUCUCAUAAAGGGAAAUCCAAGGAGCCUCGGGAAGCGGACCCAAAGCAGGUUUUCGUGGCAAACAUCGGGGAAGCUCACGAGGACGAUCUCCGGAGCUUCUUCGAGGAUGCCGGGGAGGUUGAGCGGCUGAAGGUCUUGCGGAACCCGGACGGCGGGUCCAAGGGGAUCGGCUUCGUGACCUUCCGCACCGAGGAACAGGCCCAGAAGGCUCUCAGCUUUCACAACAGGCCGUUUGAGGGCGGUCAUAUCGUAGUGCGGUUGGCACACGGAGGAAAGGGCAAAGGAGACCGUGAGAAGGGCGAGAAGGGCGACAAGGGGGAAGGACGCGAGGGACGAGGCGACUUCAGGGGUGAUCGUGAGAACCGGGACCGUCCCAAAGGAAAAGGGCGAGGAGGAGGCAAGGGGAAAGUUCCCAUGGCAGACGUGGAGGAUCUGAUCGAGCAGGCACUAGCUGGCCAAGAAGGCCCGCUCAAGGUCAGCGACUUUGACUUCACGGCCAAAAAGUUCGUGGCCGAGUUGCACAAUCGUGACCGAGCAGAUGGCGGGUCGCGGUUUCAGGAGGCCAUGGACAUGAUUUUGAAGUACACCUCUUCCAAGGACAGAAGUUCCGUUAGAAAGUGGCCCGCGUACGUGUUCACACUCCUACAAAAGUUUGAUCCAGCGCUCGGCGAAGAGAUGCGAGAGAGAGAUCAGGAACGACGCCAAAAGGGCUCUGGAUUUCGCCGUCCCCGUCCUGCUCAUGAGGAAGAAGAUGGCUGA
Messenger RNA from Symbiodinium necroappetens, 1800 nucleotides. NCBI's taxonomy places the organism in Eukaryota, Dinophyceae, Suessiales, Symbiodiniaceae. The record is from the annotation of a GenBank genome assembly.